This is a messenger RNA of Vigna radiata var. radiata (mung bean), 954 nucleotides long. Its product is annotated as dnaJ homolog subfamily B member 6. Lineage: Eukaryota; Viridiplantae; Streptophyta; Magnoliopsida; Fabales; Fabaceae. The record is from RefSeq and is a predicted model, not a curated record. The coding region runs from base 222 to 704 and encodes 160 amino acids. The transcript has 5 exons.
UCAGCACAAGAUAUUUUUUUCUCUCACUUCUCCGCCGCUGCACCACAACUCUCGCUCAUCAAUUUACCCUUUUCUCCUUCCCUUUCUUUUAUAUCCUUCACUCUCUGUUUCUCAUAUUAUUCCCAUGUCCUUCAUCUUCUCUCUGUUCAAACCUUCAUUCCUCCUUUGAUUGUUUCUUCUUCUAUUUUCAUCUCUACUGCCUUCAUCUUCUCUUCCGUUCCAUGGAUCGGGAAGGAGGAUCCAACGGCGGAUCUUGCUACUAUUCCGUUCUCGGGAUUCGUAGGGACGCCUCCUUCUCUGAUAUUCGCACUGCCUACCGCAAACUCGCCAUGAGGUGGCACCCGGAUAAGUGGGCUCGGAAUCCCGCAACCGCCGGAGAAGCCAAGCGGCGGUUUCAGCAAAUCCAAGAAGCUUACUCAGUUCUUUCCGAUCAGUCUAAAAGAUCAAUGUACGACGCUGGUCUCUACGACCCUCUGGAAGAAGAAGACCAAGAGUUUUGUGAUUUCAUGCAAGAGAUGAUAUCGAUGAUGAAUAAUGUGAAAGACGAGGGGGACAGUAUGGAGGACCUACAGAGGAUGUUCGUGGAGAUGGUGGGGGGUGAUGGGAUCGGCAUUGACUUGAACCAGGAUCAGAUGGCUGGGAAGCGAGGACGUGUCAACGGAUCAAGAGGCAAUGCGGCCAAGCGCAGCAACUCUCGAUCUUAGUGCGUCACACUCAAUCCUUUCUUGUAACUUCACACACUUUUCUUACUGAAAACUAGAUCAUUGAAAUGGAAAUCCUUACAAAGGGUUCAACUUCUAGACAUCUAUAUGUGUGAUGCCUCCUAAUUUUACUUUUACUUACACGUUUCAUUUCAUUGUGUUUUUUUGAUGACACCACUGAAACAUAAGCAUAAGCGAAACACGUGUAUGUCAUGCUAAAACUAUUCAAUGAAAAGUACCAUGGUCGGUCUGA